Polypterus senegalus (gray bichir) is the source of this 986-nucleotide messenger RNA. RefSeq names its product dynein light chain 1, cytoplasmic. The coding region runs from base 128 to 397 and encodes 89 amino acids. Gene Ontology annotation, molecular function: dynein light intermediate chain binding; dynein intermediate chain binding. The transcript is spliced from 3 exons. The record is from RefSeq and is a predicted model, not a curated record. Gene Ontology annotation, cellular component: cytoplasmic dynein complex. Gene Ontology annotation, biological process: microtubule-based process; cilium assembly. Lineage: Eukaryota; Metazoa; Chordata; Cladistia; Polypteriformes; Polypteridae.
AAGACAGUGGGCAGAAACCAACAGCUGAAGGUAGCCCACUAGCAAACAUGCAGCGCCAGACUCAGAAGUUGAUCGAAACGCGAGCGUGUUCCUUUACUAGAAAGCGUAAACACUACAGCAGGAGACCAUGUCCGACAGAAAAGCAGUCAUUAAGAAUGCCGACAUGUCAGAAGAGAUGCAGCAAGAUGCUGUAGAGUGCGCCACCCAAGCACUGGAGAAAUACAACAUUGAGAAAGAUAUUGCAGCCUACAUCAAGAAGGAAUUUGACAAAAAAUAUAACCCCACAUGGCAUUGCAUCGUGGGAAGAAAUUUUGGAAGCUAUGUGACUCAUGAAACUAAACACUUCAUUUACUUCUACCUUGGACAAGUGGCCAUCCUGCUGUUCAAGUCUGGAUAAAAAGAGACUGGAGAUGCCUGUUUUUUCAAUUAUACAACAACUGCUUACCCCACCUAGAUUUAUGACUGCAGAAAGGGACAGGCUCAUUUUGACUUUUUUUUUGGGUGUAUAAAGUUUAUUUCUUUCAAGGUUCAGGGACCCAUAUAUUGCUGCUUCCAGUCUUUGUUUAGUACUGUUAGGAGAUGCAGACUUGUUACAUGUAUUUAUUUUCAUGAAUUUUCUAUUAUGCAAAGCAGAUCAAAUCAGAGGACACUUUAAUAAAACCAUUUUUUAUUUAAAAAAAAAAAAAAAUUUUUUAAUCUCCUGCUGAUAAAGACUCAAGAUAAACAGACGUACACUUUAGUGAUGUAAGGUUUUAUUUUGGAUAGUUGAUUUGUCUAUUAAUUCUGGCCUCCAUAUUUUGGCACAAAAAUGUUCUAUCCCAUUUUAAUAUACUGAAGUGUGUUGUCCUGUCUAUGUGUGCUUAUACAAAGUGGUCAUAAAUAUUCUGCGUUUUCAGAUAGAAGGCCAAGGCCUAAGUGAGUAUUCCAAAUCUAAGCACUCUUGAGCAUGAAGGUGGCAAAUUUUAAAAAGUGGUGCAGUAAUAAAA